This is a messenger RNA of Metopolophium dirhodum (rose-grain aphid), 1910 nucleotides long. RefSeq names its product WD and tetratricopeptide repeats protein 1-like. The coding region runs from base 13 to 1890 and encodes 625 amino acids. Gene Ontology annotation, cellular component: Cul4-RING E3 ubiquitin ligase complex; cytoplasm. The record is from RefSeq and is a predicted model, not a curated record. The transcript is spliced from 10 exons. Lineage: Eukaryota; Metazoa; Arthropoda; Insecta; Hemiptera; Aphididae. Gene Ontology annotation, biological process: negative regulation of fatty acid biosynthetic process. Gene Ontology annotation, molecular function: protein binding.
UCAAUUAUUGUAAUGUCUUCAGCAACAAAAAGUCAAAAUAUUUUGCAGUUGAUAAGGAAUCGAGAAUUGAACGAUCACAUCCGCACAAAGUAUGCAUUAAAAAGUAACAUGGAUUACAAAUGUAUUUCAAAACUUGGAUUACUCGCUCAGCUUAAAAGACACGGAGAAACUGUUAAUUGCCUACAAUGGAAUGAAAGUGGAAGCAUCUUAGCAUCAUCUGAUGAUGACCAUCAAGUAAUAUUAUGGGAUCCAUUUUUACAAAAAGUUAAAACUACUCUUACAACAUUACAUCAUGACAGCAUAUAUUCUGUUAAAUUUAUACCUGGUUGUAAUGAUAAUAUAGUUGUAACUGGAUCUGGUGAUUGGAGUUCACAUACAUAUAAUGUAACAACGGGUCAAAAAUUAAGCAGUUGCAUUUGUUCUCAAGGAAUAAUCAACCGUCUAGCUGUAGCAAAUGAUUCGCCUGGUCUUUAUUGGUGUGCUUCAGAAGAUGGAUGCAUUAGCCAACAUGAUAUGAGAAUGAGCCAUGAAUGUGCUACCGAAAAAUCUAAAACUACUUUGGUGACGAUAUAUGGUAAUUUAGGAGAAAAGAUUGAAGCUAAAUGCUUAGAUAUUAACCAACUUAGAACUGAGCAGCUUGCAGUUGGUGCUAAUGACCAAUAUGUGAGAUUGUAUGACCGCAGAAUGAUUCAAUCGCUGUCAUCAUUUAAUAUGAACUAUCAUUCAAAAUAUGAUAGCAACGUUGUUAACAAUACACUCCAAUAUUUUGUACCAGGUCACAUGCAUUCAAAUGACAAUGAAACAAAAAAAUAUAUAAUUACUUAUUUGACUUUUAAUCCUGAUGGAAAAGAGUUGUUGGCUAAUUAUGGUUGUGAAUGUGUUUACUUAUAUAACUUAGUGAAUCGAGCAGAUAAUGCAUUUUUCAACAUCCCUAAAGUUACGAAAGUUCCUCGAGAAAACAUUGAGGGUUCUUCUACAGAUUUAAUAGAUAGUCAUGUUCCUGUUCCUUAUUUGAUACUACCUAAUAAUGUAUUACAGUUAAAAUUAAAGGCAAAUUAUUUAUUUGAAAAAGAAGACUAUACUGCUGCUAUUCUACUUUAUAAUGAAGCUCUAAAUAUUCAUGAAUGUGGUGAACUGUUUUCGAAUAGAGCUGCAGCCUAUAUUAAAAGAAAGUGGCAUGGAGACUUGUACGCAGCUCUGAAAGAUUGCGUGACUGCAUUAAAAUUGGAGCCUUAUCAUAUGGAAGCACAUUUUCAGUUGGCAGUAAGCCUGUUUCAACUGGACAAGUUAAAAGAUUCUAAAAUGUAUUUAGAUCAGUUCACAAUGAUCUACCCAUCAUACAAAACUAGUGCUGCAUACAAAUGUCUUUAUAGUGAUUUAUUAAAUGCACUAUCUAAUAAUAAAGAUAAAUUUGAUGGAAAAAAAUUGAUUGAAUCGUUGGAUUCUAAGUCCAAUGUUCUAGAUGUGUUACAUAUUGAACAAGCUCAAAAGACAACUUUUGAGAAAUACUUUCGUAAUCAGGCAAAAGAUUAUCAUCGAAGAUAUAAUGGGCAUAUCAAUUUUUUUACUGACAGCAAAGAAGCGAAUUAUUUUGGAAGUCGAAAUCAAUUCAUUGUAGCUGGUUCAGAUGAAGGUUUAUUUUUUGUAUGGGAUAAAAAUACAGAAAAAAAUUUGCUCAUACUGAAAGGAGAUAAUUGCAUCGUAAAUUGCAUACAACCACACCCUUCCGAUUUUUUGUUGGCAACUAGUGGUUUGGAUAUGGAAGUCAAAUUAUGGAGUCCAUUAGCAGAUGAAAAAUAUGAUGUGGAUAAUACAAUCACUAUAAUAAAUGACAAUAGCCAAAGGAGAUUUAUGCAAGAUGGACCUGACACUAUUGACAUGGCUACUUGAUGUGAUCAAUAUGGAAUGGC